GGUGUUCGCCGUAGGCUGAAGGCGAGUUUCUCCGGUAGUUUGUUCGCCCUGGCGUCUGACUUUCCAAUGCUGAGACCAGAAGUCCUCAGGUUUGCUAUCCUCAGUCCGGGGGGACUUUGAGACGACGCGUAGUUUCAAGGGUGACCUGGGCUGAGGCCAGGAAUGACUCUACUCCCCUGUGAGGGCUGAACUGAAAAAGGAUCAAAGGCGUCUAAAACGUCUUUGGAGCCCCCUCUGAAUACAUCUGAUGGUGUAUACGCAGCUAACAGACAUUGGGCGCAACAGAACUAAUCGACUGUGUGAUCGGUUAUGCCAUUAAAUUCUUUCUAGAAGCUGAAGCAUCAUCCUUUGGUAAAAAAACGGUGUGCAUAGAAAAAGAGGAUGGCCUUUCAAUUCAAUUUCAGCAUAGAAGAAGAUCUGGAAAAUAAAUUAACAUCCCUCGAUGAUGGAACUUGUGUCUUAGAAAGUCAGAAAGGAAAGCAGGACAAAAGGCAAUCUACAGAACGUCCGGGCUUGCCUCGGGAUCACUCUUGGAAAUGCUCCUCACUGGGAAAUGCAGCUUCCUCUGAAGACACUGGCAGCCCACCCCCUAUUGCUGACAGGUCAGAUGACCCAGAAGCUUGUAAACACCAGCCCUCCUGGAAACCUGCUAAAGAACAUGUGAUGCCUAAAGAUGUGAAUCACGUCUUAGAAAAUACGGUUUUGGAAAUGUUGCCAGGUCCCCAGCAUGCUAACACAGCAGUAGUGAAAACCGUCUCUUUGAAAGAGAAAUUCCCUGGAGAAAACAUCGUUUCAAAGAGCUUUUCUUCUCAUUCUGAUCUGAUCCCAGGUGUUUAUGAAGGAGGCUUGAAAAUCUGGGAAUGCACCUUUGACCUCUUGACUUACUUCACAAAAGCCAAAGUGAAAUUUGCUGGGCAGAAAGUGUUAGACCUUGGCUGUGGGUCUGGGCUGCUUGGGAUAACUGCAUCCAAAGGAGGGGCUAGGGAAGUUCAUUUUCAAGAUUACAACGGUUUGGUGAUCGAUGAGGUGACCUUACCUAAUGUAGUUGCUAAUGUCCCUUUGCAAGAUGACAGCAAUGGCAAAAAUGAGCCAGAUGGGAAAAGACAAAGGAAGUCAGAAGUAGGCCGAGAAAUCUGUAAAUGUCGCUUGUUCUCUGGGGAGUGGGCUGAGUUUUGCAAGCUUGUAUUACGUGAAAAACUGUUUGUGAAAUAUGACCUCAUUCUCACUUCAGAAACCAUUUAUAAUCCGGAUUAUUACAGCACUUUGCAUGAAACAUUCCUCAGGCUAUUAAGUAGGAGUGGCCGGGUGCUUCUGGCCAGCAAAGCACAUUAUUUUGGUGUUGGUGGUGGCGUUCAUCUCUUCCAGAAGUUUGUAGAAGAAAAGGGUGUAUUUGAGACUCGAACACUUGAAGUAAUUGAUGAAGGUCUAAAGAGAUUUCUAAUGGAGAUGACUUUUAAGCACCCCAGUUAAUAUGCACCGAAUGGCGUAAUGAAAUAAAAAGAAUACCCCAGAA
Molecule: messenger RNA, 1513 nt
Organism: Mus musculus (house mouse)
Lineage: Eukaryota; Metazoa; Chordata; Mammalia; Rodentia; Muridae
Gene: Mettl18
Product: methyltransferase like 18
Exons: 2
Coding region: 382-1470 (362 amino acids)
Biological process (GO): regulation of translation; regulation of ribosome biogenesis; regulation of rRNA processing
Cellular component (GO): nucleus; cytosol; protein-containing complex
Molecular function (GO): protein methyltransferase activity; N-methyltransferase activity; protein-L-histidine N-tele-methyltransferase activity
Source: RefSeq, marked validated